GGGGUUCCAUUCUCAGUGUGGUAAGAAUGAAAAAAAUGCGAUUCUCUUCCUGAAAAAAGAAAGAAAAAAAAAAGAAAAAAGAAAAAAAAGAAAGAAAAAACCUUAGAAAAAGAUGAGAUCUUCUUCAGGAGCGUUCAGCAUCUCUGCAAAUGCGCAGAAGGUCGAUGUCGACAAUCGGAUUGCUCUCAGAUACUACUAUCGGAUUGCUGAUAAUCUUCUCAGACAGGCGGACAUCUACAGAGAGGAGAAGAACAUAAUUGAUCUGUAUAUUAUGCUCAUGAGGUUUUCAAGUUUAAUCUCUGAAACUAUACCAUGCCAUCGAGACUUCCAGGUGUCUUUAAAAAGAGAGAGGCUUUCUUUUAAAAAGAAAUUAUUGAAUGCACUGACUGAACUAGAGACGCUGAAACCUACUGUUCAAAGUCUGAUUGAGGAACUAAACAGAAAACGCAUGAAAAAAGUAGCUAAGUCAGAUCAGGUUCACCAAAUUUUUUCUAAUGGGUCUUCCUUGGAGUGGCCUGCUGUCAAAAAGCAGAUUCAGACGAAUUAUGAGAUCAGGCAGGUACAACGACCUGUUGGGCGAGAUGUCAUAUCUCAGGGUUCAUGGGGUCAGGUGGAUAAGUUCUCACAUUCUCCAUCAAUGGAAGGGCAGAUCCGCGUAUUAUCUUUAAGUGUCCCACGUCCAAAGGAGGAGACACUAUCAAGACACUCUAUCUUAGGUCCAAAUGGGCUUCGUGGUCAGUGGCAGCCACCUUCCACUAAUAGAGGGGUCCAAUAUCCAAGCAACUUAGCGUUAACUCCAGUCGAGAUCCCAAGCUCUUUAAGUGUUCCACGUCCAAAGGAGGAGACACUAUCAAGACACUCCAUCUUAGGUCCAAAUGGGCUUCGUGGUCAGUGGCAGCCACCUUCCACUGAUACAGGGGUCCAAUAUCCAAGCAACCUAGACUUAACUCCAGUCGAGAUGCCAAGCUUGAUUCAGCCUGCUGAAGAUGGGGUCGUGGCUGUAAAAGAUAGUGGUGAUUCAGAAUCUGAAAGAUCUACCCUUGAAUCAGUCCUUUCACUGAAUGACGGUAGAUGGUCUCUUCCUGCUGAGGAACCUUGUACAACGACUACCUCAGACACAAUAGAGGCUCCUAUUCAAAUUGAUAUUAUCAGACAACCUUCGCCUCCACCUGUUCUUGCCGAUGUACAAGAUCUGAUCCCCAUCGAUUCAUCCCAGGUUACUGAUUCAAGAUCGGGACCUGCAAAAUGCCUGCAGGACGAGCUUGCCCACUCCGAAUCUCCUCUGCAAGUGCACAUUUCAACUAAAAUGAUGGACAGCUUCAUGAGGAUGGCCAAGUCAAACACAGAUAGGAAUUUAGAAACCUGUGGUGUUCUUGCAGGUUCACUUAAAAACAGAAAAUUCUUCGUAACGGCCCUCAUUAUCCCAAAGCAGGAGUCAACCUCUGAUUCGUGUCAGACUACGAAUGAAGAGGAAAUAUUCGAGGUUCAGGAUAAGCAAUCUCUUUUCCCCCUGGGGUGGAUUCAUACGCAUCCUUCUCAAUCUUGUUUCAUGUCAUCGAUCGACGUGCACACUCAUUAUUCGUAUCAGAUUAUGUUACCCGAAGCAAUUGCAAUUGUUAUGGCUCCGACGGAUUCAUCAAGAAAACAUGGCAUCUUCCGACUCACGACUCCAGGUGGCAUGUCAGUCAUAAGGCAAUGCCCGCAACGUGGUUUUCAUCAUCACGAUGAACCGGCCGGCGGCGGUCCCAUCUAUGACAGCUGUUCAGAUGUUUAUAUGAAUCCAAGCCUGAAAUUCGACGUCAUGGAUCUCCGGUAAGAAUGAAUGAUUCUCAUUUUGGGGUACAAUCUCUCUCAAUCUAUUCAUUGAUUGUGUAUCAUCAUGAUAAAGUCUCUAUAGCCUUCUUGUUAUGUAGUAUACUGGUUUUGUAAAAAAUUUGAAAGCCCAAACUGUUUCACCAGUGUAUUCUGUA
Magnolia sinica is the source of this 1970-nucleotide messenger RNA. Its product is annotated as AMSH-like ubiquitin thioesterase 1. Gene Ontology annotation, biological process: protein K63-linked deubiquitination; protein K48-linked deubiquitination. The record is from RefSeq and is a predicted model, not a curated record. Gene Ontology annotation, molecular function: protein binding; K63-linked deubiquitinase activity; metal-dependent deubiquitinase activity. The transcript is spliced from 16 exons. NCBI's taxonomy places the organism in Eukaryota, Viridiplantae, Streptophyta, Magnoliopsida, Magnoliales, Magnoliaceae. Gene Ontology annotation, cellular component: endosome; membrane. The coding region runs from base 113 to 1816 and encodes 567 amino acids.